Molecule: messenger RNA, 486 nt
Organism: Cryptomeria japonica (Japanese cedar)
Lineage: Eukaryota; Viridiplantae; Streptophyta; Pinopsida; Cupressales; Cupressaceae
Product: UDP-glycosyltransferase 85A1-like
Exons: 1
Coding region: 1-486 (161 amino acids)
Molecular function (GO): UDP-glycosyltransferase activity
Source: RefSeq, a predicted model, not a curated record
AUGGAUAUUGCGGGAGGCAUGCUUGCAACUCUGCCCGAGUGUUUUGAAGAAAGGACAAAAGAUCGCGGGCUGAUUGUGAAAUGGGCGCCUCAGGUGAAGGUUUUGUCUCACCCUUCCGUAGGAGGGUUUCUCACCCACUGCGGGUGGAACUCGUGUUUGGAGAGCAUGAGCAUGGGAAUUCCAAUGCUUGGAUGGCCCUAUAACUGUGAUCAGUUUCUCGAUUGCCGCUUCUGCAAGGAUGUGUGGAAGAUUGGCAUUGAUUUGGAGGGCGUGGGCGUUGAUGAAAAUAUGCUGGUCAGAAAGGAGGAGAUAGAGAAAGGCGUGAGGAGACUGAUGCAGGGCCCACAAGCGCAGGAGCUUAGAAAAAGGGGAAUGGAGUUGAAGGAGGCUGCUUGUAAAGCGGUUGCGCAGGAAGGUUCUUCUUUUACCAAUUUAAACAGGUUUAUUCAUGAUAUGGCACAACUUUCCAAAUCGGCUUCUGUUUAA